Aegilops tauschii subsp. strangulata is the source of this 820-nucleotide messenger RNA. RefSeq lists its product as uncharacterized. NCBI's taxonomy places the organism in Eukaryota, Viridiplantae, Streptophyta, Magnoliopsida, Poales, Poaceae. The record is from RefSeq and is a predicted model, not a curated record.
UCUCGCUCUCGCAAACCCUAGCCGUCCGCCGCCGCCGCCGCCGCCGUCCCCGCCCCCGCCCCCGCCCCCGCCCUCUCGGCGAGCCAUGGCGCUGCGCACACUCUCCGCCAGGAUGCGUUCCUCCGCCCUACGCGUGCCUCCGCCGGCUCCCCGCGACCUGCCGGCGCUGGCGGCCCGCGUUCGUCCAAGGUUCUUCUGCAGCACCUCCGCGCAGGGUGGACAGCAGGGCAAAAGACUUGAUUUGAACAAGGCAAGUCAAGAGGAGGUCCUGCGUGAGGUCGAGUUGAUUGGCAAACAGAUAGAUGAAGCCUGGGAAGGAGUGAGGAGGGAGAAGGAGAAGGUGCCUUACCUGAUGAAGGACAUGUUUGGAACAGUGAAGAGAUGGUUUAGCGCUGGCAUUUUUUUCACGGCCAUGUUGACCGCCCCCAAGUUGCGCCCUGCAGCUGAAGCUCAACCAGAGCAGUGACUUGCGCUCAUACUGCUUAUGGCGUAGCUGGUAGCUGUAUGUCUCUACUCUACUGCCAGCGCUCUGAAGUAGUAGUACUAAUAUAUAUAUAUAUAUAUAUAAAUUAUGUAACAGAACUCCAGUUACGGACGUCUCUCUACUCUCACUGGGUUUAGCUUGCUUCUCUUCUGAAAGAGCAAAUGCAGCACUGCUGCUGAGUUGAAACUUACUCGACCCCAUUUUCGAUUUGGCUGUUAAGAUGUAUGAUUCCUAGACCUACCCGUUGAAUCAGCUGCCAUGCCAGCGGAAAAACCAGACAAUAUGUUGUUUCGCUCAUACCUUUUGUAAUGUAAUCUGAAUGUCUAAUUCGUGGCA